UGAACAGGACGCGGUGGGGGUUGGACGCUCGCCGCUCUCCCUGACCUGAGUGUGUGUGCGUGUGUUGGUGUGUUGUGGCGUCGCGUUGUGGCGUCAUAAGGGAAUUUUGGGAGAGUGGAGCCCCUCUCCCUCUCACCCGCGGGAAAGAGGGAGUGGUGAGGGGUGUCUCGCAAUACAGUGUUUCAAUACGGUGUUUAUGUUGAAGAUGCCAGGAUAAGCCCACAGCCAUGCCUCUCUCAACACUGGGCCUCCUCCCCCUCUCCCCCCUCUCACCCCUUUCACCCCUCUCACUCUCACUCUUACUUUCGCGCUCUCUCUCGCCCAGCCGUCCCCCCCAGCACCCCAGGACACCCCGGAGCCCCCCUGGCCCUCCCUCUGAGCAUGGCGGAGGAGGAGGAGGAAGAGGAGGAGGGGGAGGGGGAGGAGGGGGACUGGAAGCCCUGGCAGUCCUGAAUAGCAAGAAGGAUUCAUCGGCGCCCUUCGUGUUAAGAGAUCCCACGUACCUGAUGGUGGCUCCGAGGCUGGUACGGGCCGGACAGGUGUACAGAGCCGUGGUUAACAUCCUGGACCCUUCCCCGCCCCUGGUUGUAAGGGCUACCAUCUUCAGGGACAAUAUCGAGUUGGCAGCGGUGGAACAUGAGUGUGAGAGUGAAUUCCCCCACGCCCUCGAGCUGAUGGUGCCGCCAGGAGCCAGCGGGGGGAGGUACCGUCUGAGGCUGGAGGGGAACGAGAUAGGCAGCCUCAUUGGAUCUUCCUUCGUGAAUGAGACCGCCCUCAGCUUCUCCCCGCGCGGCGCCACAGUGCUGGUGCAGACAGACAAGCCCAUCUAUAAACAGGGCGACGUGGUUCGGUUCCGCGUGGUGGCGCUGGACACGGCCGUCAAAAUGGUAGAAGACUCCGUGGACGUGUUUAUCCUGAGUCCUUCUGGCGUGUUGGUGCGGCGCUGGCUGUCCCGGCAGUGUCGCGAGGGCCCCGUGUCCCUGUCCUUCCCCCUGAGCGCUGAGCCUGAGUACGGGGAGUGGACCAUCAGGGUAGAGGCGACCAAUACCUUCACCCAGCACUUGUUUAGCGUGGAGCUGUUCACUCUGCCGCGCUUCGAGGUGCAGGUGAGUGUCCCGCCCUUCCUGGCAGCAGACGCGCCUUACCUGGAGGGCGUGGUCACUGCCAACUACUCUUCAGGGGCACCAGUAACGGGCAAUGUGACUGUGCGUGCGUCAGUGCGCGCCCUCACCUCCCAGCCACGCCCCCCGCCCGCACCAGAGUCCGCCCUUGCCCAGCCCCACGCCAUGACACGUCGCGGCAACUCAGUACAUCAGGUCACGGUCUGUUUCAGAAAAGGUCACAACUUUGCAGGCAUUUUCCACUUCAAGUUCCUGGUGUCAGAGUUGGAGGAGCUGGUGGUGGGUGGUGGUGAUGGGGAGGUGGUGGUGACAGCAACGGUGGGUGAUGCUCAUUGGGACACCACUAACUCUGCCUUCGCCGCCACACGCAUCUUCAGCUCUGCCAUCCGUCUUGCCUUCCUGGGGGAGUCGCCGCAGGUGUUGAGGCCCGCCAUGCCCUUCAGGUUUUAUCUGACGGCCACACAGUACGACGGGUCCCGGGUGCCUGAGUGGCGCCUGCACCGUCACCGCCUGCUGGUGUCGCCGGAGGUGCGCUUGGUGACGGGGGAGAGACACAGACUCCUGCCACGCACCGUCAAGAUGACACACGCUAAAUAUGCACUGUGGGAGGCCGAGAUUGAUGUCCAUGUGGAGCUGGCAAACCCUGAGGCCGCAGCAAAGGUCCAGUCUCUCUUCCUUGACGCAGAACUGAAGGAUGCAGCUGGAGGGAGAACCAGGGCGUCGUUGGUCACUGUGGCUCACCAUUCACCACGAGGUCACCAUCUGCAGGUUACCACAAGCACCAGGGCCCCUAAGGUGGGCGAGUACGUCAUUCUACACGUGCGUAGCAAUUAUUACCUGGACCGCUUCCGUUACAUCCUCCUCAGCAAGGGCAUGGUGAUAGAGGCCGGCCAGCAGACUAUGGAGGCGUCCCUCAAGACCUUCCCUCUGCCCUUGACGCCUGAAGUCGCUGGUGUCGCCACUGUAGUCGUGUACACCAUAGGCCGCGACGAGAGCUUGGUAGCCGACGCCCUGACCUUCCCUGUGGACGCCCUCACUCGCAAGGGGCUGCACGUCGACCUGAGGCAGGACCCAAGAGACCGGGGGAACCUGAAGGUGACUGUGAUGGGUCUUCCUGGCAGCAGAGUGGCACUGGCCGGCACCCACUGGGAAUCGUACAGCAUGCAGGCUGGCAAUGACCUAACGCAUGCACAGGUGCUGUACCAGAUGGCCCGGGAUGCUGGCAGGGUGGUGCAGGAGCCGUUGGAGCAGAGGUGGGUGUCACAGGACGGGCUGCCAGAGAAUAUACUGCAUCUGCCACGGACGUCACCUGGAAUUGACCCUAAUGCGACUUUUACAUACGCUGACCUCCUGGUGCUGUCAGAUGGCCCCGUGCCGACCCUGGGGAGCGUGUGCAGUGCUGGGGGGUCCCACAGGAGACAGUGCCUGCUGGGGGGCUGCUACACGGCCGUGGAGCGCUGUGAUGGCAAAGUAGAUUGUCUGGAUAGGGUGGAUGAGAAGGGAUGCCCACACAAGGAGGAAGAGGACUUAGCACAGUACCGCCAACACCGCACCAGUCGCCUGUUACGUCACUAUGCCGAGCCGUGGGUGUGGAGGGAGGUGGUGGUGGGGGAAACAGGGACCUCAAGCUUCUCUGUCUCUAUUCCCUAUGGGUCUGUGCACCUGGCCCUCUCUGCCUUCAGUCUGCACCCCCAGCAAGGCAUGACCAUCCUCCCGCAGCCUGUGGAGUGGAAGGGGUCUGUAGGAUUCUGGAUGGCUGUGGAGGCCCCGUCGAGAGUAGGGUUGUGGGAGCAGAUUGGUGUCCGCGUCACGGCUGUCAACCACGGCACGGAGAGAGUGAGCGCUGUGGUGGUCUUGGCAAACAGCGCCGACUACAAGUUUGUGGACGUCAAGGCUUUCCUGCAGCCUCACCACAGCAAUCAGGGGAGGGAGAGUCGCAUGGUGAGUGGAGAACAUGAACACAGGGUCUGGGUGGAGGCAGGGGACGCACACACCCUGUACUUGCCCAUUGCCCCUGUCAAGCUUGGAGAGGUGACAGUACUGGUGCAGGCCUCCCUACCUGAUAAGAAGAUACAGAAGGAGGUGAAGAUACUGGUGGAGCCGCAAGGAGCCGUACAGGAGCACCACACAUCAGUUCUCCUCGAUCUCAACAACCGUGCUUACUUCUUCACCUUCCUGGACGUCAACACCUCAGAGGGCCUGGUGCCGGGGUCAGACGAGGCUCACGUGUCAGUCUUUGGGGACACUGUGGGUGCUGUGCUGUUCUCCUCAUCCCCUGCCACGCCCCACACGCUUCUUGGCCUCCCCUCGGCGGGAUGUGAACCAGUGGCCUUCAGCUUCCUCCUGACGGUGGUGCAGCUGAAGUACUGGCGGGAGAUGGCACAAGAGCCGCCCCUAGAUGAGAAGGAGGUGUUCAGGGGCCUGUCGCUGCUGUACCAGACCCUCCUUGUGUACCAGAACAGAGAUGGAGGCUUCAAGUACUUCAGGACCAGCAAGAGGAGCUCAGUGUGGGUGACAAGCUUAGUGUUGCGGGCUCUUAACGAGGUAUCUGUCACCUGGCCACACCUGUUGUAUGUUGAUCCUCAGGUGACCGACAAGGCACUCAAGUUCGUGCUGGCCCAGCAAGCUCCACACGGUGCCUGGGAGGAGCCGAGUGGGGAGGUGGCCGACAGGAAGCUGGUGCCGGUCCUGUACUCUCUCACUGGCGUCUCCACCCACGACCUUAACCUGUCCAUCACCGCACACACCAUGAUUGGCCUCCACGCACUCCGCGACCUGCCCUCGCCUCUGGACGAACAGGUGGAGGCAUCAAUCUUCCAUGGCCGUAACUGGGUGGAGGACCACCUGGAGAUGGUGGGGCAGGUGUCGCGGCCCCUGGAGGUGUCCCUGGUGGCCCUGGCGCUGCACAUGUCAGGAUCCCAACAUGCACAUAAGGCGUUCGGGUUCCUGACGCGAAAUGCUCGGCAGGAAGGGCCUGAAACUCCUGAGGGCGUGGCUGCCGUGAAAUAUGUAUACUGGGGGGAGGAUUUGGUGCCACUGCCCUCCUACCGUGUGGAGUCCCAGCGGCCACACCUCCAGCCACGCCGCCCGCACCGCCACGACGCAGGCAAUGUGGCGGCGACGGCUUACGCUCUCCGGUUAUACUCCAUGAGGGGCGAGAUCAUGACGCCAAGUAUAAUGAGGUGGUUGCAGUCACAGAGGUCACACGAUGGAGGCUGGAUGUCUACGCAGGACACACUGGCAGCAUGGGAGGCCCUUUAUGAAUAUUCCCAGCAUGAGGGUGAUGCGAGGGACACCAAGCUGACCGUCACAGUGGAGCCGCUGCAUGACCACUCCCAGGCACGCACAUUCUUCAUCACGCCCAACAACUUCCUCCACCUACAGACGCAGCAGGUGGAUGGGCAGUGGGGCAGUGUGCGAGUGCAGGGGAAGGGUCGCGGCUCAGCAGUGCUGCAGCUCACCUCCAAGUACCAUGUGGCCGACACACACCACCUCACCUCCCCUCCCACCCCAGCGUUCAGACUCAUGACCCGCGCGACCUGGCAUGGCCACAACGGAUCGGCCCUGACAUUCGCGACCUGUGUACGCUGGAUGUUCAAGGAGGCGGGGGACAGCUCUGGAGUGGCCGUGCUGGAGAUGACCAUUCCCUCGGGCUACGGCAUGUCGGCGGAGGCCCUGAGGAAGCUGGUGUUGGAGGGGAAGGUGCCACAUCUCAGGAGGGCAGAGUUUGUGGAGAGAAAGAUUACGUUCUUCUUUGAAAAGCUGACAGGAAGCAAGACCUGUGUGGAGUUCUCUGUGGAGCGCUGGUUCCCUGCCGCCAACCUGACACGCGUCCUGCCCGUCAAGGUGUACGAAUAUUACUCCCCAGAGCUGUAUGAAGUGGAGCUGCUGGAGAUGUCAUCCGUGGCCCUGGACAUCUGCCAAGUGUGUGGAUCGUACCAGUGUCCCAAUUGUCCUAUUCUGUCCUACUACAGCAGCCCCGCCCCGCCCUGGCCCACCCCGGCGCCACUGUGGGUCCUCCUGUCCCUCCUCUGUCUACACCUCUGGCUGGCUGCGAGUUGAGGUAUAGAUGGUGUAGAGGAUGAUGCUACAGCGACCCUCACUACUAUUACGACUGCUACUACUACUGCUGUUACUGCUCCUGCUACUUCUUGUCUCUACUCUGCCUAUAACUUUGGCUGUCCAUGAGUUGAGAUUAAGAUUGAUCAUACUGCACCUACCAUCACUACUACUACUUCUACUACUACUACUGUUAUUACUGCUCAGAUAUCAGUGGUUAAGAUUAAAUGAUUUUUUCUGUUAUUUAAUCUGAAUGCAAUGGUUCUCUCAUAUUUAGGCAGAGAUUAAAUGGUUUCACUAAGUUUCCCAGGUGCUGUCUUCAAGUCGUCAAGCAGUGUGUUGUGGUGUUGUGUCUGGUAAAAUUCUCGGCCUAAAAGUAUUUGGUUUGAUACGACGUGUUAAAUGGACGAGUUUAACGUGUUCCGAGAAGCCACCCAGAUGUUGAGGGUUGAGGAUGUACAGUGGUGGGAGAAUACAGUGACAAGUCUGUUUAUUAUGUGGUUAUUCAAGGACAGAUACAGUGCUAGGAGUACAUAAUGAUGUGUUUGUGUUUAUCAUGAAGUGUUGGCAGAUACAGUGCUCAGAGGAUUAACUGGGAGAGCAAGGAAUUACCAAUAGAUUAGUAGGAAGGAAAUACAGAAAAAGAGAAUAUUGUAUAGUUGUAUGCUGAGAAAAGAGAAAUGAGAGAUUAAUUUUACUCGACAUGUUUGUGUGUUUAUUACGAAGUGCUGAUGACUUACAGUGCUAAGACAAUACAAUAAUACGCCUGUGUGUUGCAUUACCGAGUGUUGCUCAUUCUUACAAGACUUAGAGGAAAACACUUCACACUCCACACACACAAAGCUUGGCACAUACACUCAACACUCGUAACAGACGCCAGAACACACUGAUAUGGAUCUCUUCCUGGUAAUACUAACACAGCAGCUUCACCCAACCUUCCUUGCAUGUUGAGAUGAAUAAUAAUGUGCAUGUAGAUGUAGAAAGAACUGAUUAUAGAGGAGAGGAGGUUCUGGUAUUCAUCAUAAGGCUGUUGUUUCCAGUCUAAGAGAAGUCAUACAAGAUUAUUCAGAGAUUGCAGAGAUGUGUGAAAGACAGACAGAAGGAAAGUGAGGAUUUUGGGUCUGGUAAUGAUCACAAGCCCGUUUUCUUUCAGUGUAAUGGAUGAUAAAAGAAGCCACAAGGUUAUGAAGAGAUGUAUGAGAGACAGACAUAAGGAAAGUGACUGUUAGUGUUGCAGGUUCUGGUAUUCAUCAUAAUGCUUUUGUUUUUUGUCAGUCAAUGCAUAACAAUGGAAGUCACACAGGAUUAAGUAUCAGUGUGUGAAAAACAGACAGAAAGGAAAGUGAGCGUUGGUGUCAGAGCACAGUAGCAGAAAGGACUUGGUAAUAAGUUUAGGAGUCUUGUAAUUUGUUAAGUUUAUUACAAGAAAAGUCAUACAAGGUUACAUAGGCAGUGCAUUAAGAAAAAACUGAUGCAAGGGAGUCAAGUAUGAGAAUAUUGAAACUCCUGGCGAUAUUGAUGAGUGAUGUGUUGUUGCUGCUAGUAACACACACACAACUCUUACAAAAUUAGUUGAGAUGAUCCAUAAAAAAAAACACGAAAAAAACACUAUAACAAAGAAAACAAGUAUCAGGUAAUCAAGGUGUUUUUUGCCACUAAUAACAAAAUAACCUAAAAAUAUUACAAGAUCCAUUAAAAAAAAAACAACAACAGAUAAUUACAUGAAGCAAGUGUGUCGGAGCAUGAGGCAAUGUCAACGAGGGUGUUUGUCCAUAGCGCGUAGUCAGGCUGUACUGUGACUCCUGCCAGGGAUGUAGAGGAACCUUGUGUCAGGCAGUGGUGAUGGUGGUGAGGGUGAUGUUGUGGUAAGGUGGUGAAGUGGUGAGGGUAGAGAUGAGGAGGUGGUGUGGUGUGGUGUGCUGUGGUGUUGAGGUGUUGAGGUGUAGUGUUGCUGCUGUGGGGCCGAGACUAGCUUGUAUGCAGCGAAUUAUUAUCAUUUUGCUAGUCAUCUUUGGUAGAGUAAUAUAUAUAUGCAUGUGUGUGUGUGUGUGUGUGUGUGCAGUUGAGUUAAGCUUGUAAUUUUUUUUUCUAGUAUCUUUCUCAAUAUCUUUUCUGUGUGUGUGUGUGUGUGUGUGUGUGUGUGUGUGUGUGUGUGUGUGUGUGUGUGAGAUGUUAAACCAACCAAUAGCAAGGCAGCACUCAAUGCGUUUAAACAAGAUUAUGUUCAGUGACAAUUCCCCAUGGAGUGAGUGGACGAGUGAGUGAGUGAGUGAGUGAAUGAGUGGGCCAGCCGAGGAGCCAAGCUAACUGCUGUACAUAGAGGCGUAAUGACGUAAUAUAGGAACGCUCAUGCUCAAAUCUAAACCCUCUUAAAAAAACAUAGAUACAUACAUCAAUACAUCAAAUAGCCACAGUUGACAUAGAUGGGUAAGCAUACAGUAUACAGUGUUGCGUAUUUAAGUCUUACGAGCAGACUGUUUGAUACCUUCCAUGACUCGUUGUGUCGUUAGUAAUUAUUGCCACGCCGAGAGUUAUUAAUAGGCCGUGUUUUGUCCGUCUGUCUGUGUGUCUGUGUGUGUGUGUAUGUGUGUCUGUCUCCAUGUGUGUGUGUGUGUGUGUGUGUGUGUGUGUGUGUGUGUGUGUGUGUGUAUGUGUAUGUGUGAGAGAGGUAGAAUUAUAUAUAUUAUGUAUAGUAUUUCAUAACAUAGCAAUAUAGACUUGACAAUACCUCGUGUGUGUGUGUGUGUGUGUGUGUGUGUGUGUGUGUGUGUGUUUGAGUGUACAUAAGAAAAUUCUCUAAAAAUCUAUAAAAAAAAAUACAAUAAAUAAAAAUAUGGUGCAUUUGUACAUAACAUUCUCUCUCUCUCUCUCUCUCUCUCUCUCUCUCUCUCUCUCUCUCUCUCUCUCUCUCUCUCUCUCUCUCUCUCUCUCUCUCUCUCUCUCUCUCUCUCUCUCUCUCUUCCUAACCUAACCAGCUCUACCCUAACUUAACCAAGCUUAACCUAACCCACUCCACUCUAACCUAACCUCUCGCUCCCUCAUCUAAACCUAACUCAACCGAACAAUAAUACAUUACACAGCUUGGAAGAGACUCAGAGACCUCAGUGAAGGAGAGUGCUAGAAAAGAGAGAGAUAAAAAGAGGGAAGAAAAUAAGAAUAAGAAGUGUGUGAACAGGGAAAGAGAAGACAGAAAUUAAAAAAAGUGAGAAGAAAAAAUGAAGAUAUUACUGGUAAAGAACUUGAAUAAAAAAGUAGGAAGGAAAUAAAGGAAAAUAAAAGAAAAGAGAAAUCAUUGGGAAAGUAAGGAUUGAAAAAUAGAUUAGUAGGAAGAAAGGAAAUAGAAAAUACUGUAUCUAUUUAUUUGCUUUGAGAGAGAAACAAGAGAUUAAUUUAGCUCUUGAUGUAUUUAUUGGUGCAAAGAAAGAAGAGAGAAAAAGAAUACGGUAAAAGAAGAAAACAAUAUUGAGAAAGAAAAUAAAUGAGAAAUAGAUAAGUAGGAAGGAAAUACAGAAAAUUGCUGUCUACUAUAAUAAUUGUUUGCUUAGAAAAGAAAAGAAAAACAAACCACUUUUAAUAUACUCACUGAUGCAGAGAUAGAAAAGAAAAAAAAAAUAUAAUAGAUCCUGCUUCAUUACUUAACACAGAAAACAAAGCAGAACUAAAAGAAAUUAGUAAACAGAAAAGAGAAAACAACAAACCACUUAUAAUAUACUCACUGAUGCAGAGAUAGAAAAAAAAUAAACAAAUAAGGAAGAAAGCGUGAUACAUCCCUCAUUAUUUUAUACAGACAAAACCGGAAGAAACUAAGAAAGUACAGAGAGACGCAUCAAUCUUAGGACUUUAUUCUGAAACACACCUGUCAGCACCUCCUCAACACCACAAAGGCUGUUUUUACCAUUUAAGUGACAGAUUAACCCAUUUUCUACAUUAAUAACAGGAGAAAUACUCUUGAAAAACCAGCUAAUCAUCUCUUUGACAUUGAGGAACAGUGGUGAGAGAGAGCGUUUCAGAAUAUUGGCCUUAGUGUGGUUAUAGUGCCAAGCUGUGUGAGGCCUGGCUUGGCUACCCACCCCCCCUUGUGUCCCCUCUGGCUUACCGAUCAUUGUCUCGUCUCUCGCUCCUGUUGUCUCCCCCACAGCCUCCCUCCACCACCCAGCCUGCCCCUGUGACUCGUGCCUGGUGGGGUAGAGGUGUGGGUUAUUGUACUAAUUGUGGCUGUAAAAGUUUGGUGUAAGUCUGUUAAUUGUGAACUUGGUUUUUGGAGGGAAGUAUAGAGUUUGGUGUGAGUCUGUGUUAAUUGUGACCUUAAUUUCAGAGGGACUGUGGCUAACGACAAAAAAACGAUUGAGAAGAAAGGCCGUCUAAAAGAUUCACUGCUCUUUGGCGUAUUUUAUCUUAAUCACUCAGUUCUUGCAUUAAUCGUGGCUGCAAGAGUCUGGUGUGAGUCCGUGUUCAUCGUGACCAUGAUUGUACUUUUUUUCAUCAUAUGAGGGACUGUGGCUUAGGAGAACAAGAAAAAGGGUUGAAAAAAAAAGGCCAUUGUAAAGACAACACAACAUUUAACUUCUACUACUCUUUGGUGCUCGUUUCUCAAUCAUUAACCAGUCUGGGGCGUUCCUUCUCAUCCCACAGCCACCGCCAAACAUUACAUCACCUUGAAACUGUAAAAUAUACUCCUUUGCAUCCCGUUUUCCUCAUAUGCUGAUAGAGACUUCAUUCAUUGCUUUUAGUGCUCAAUUGUUGCAUGUCACAGUGAGAGGGUUGAGUUAUAUAAGGUUUACAUCAUAGACUAAGCUUGUAUAUCAAAUUUCUGCCAUAAGACAAAGCAGGGUUAGGUGCAAGUCCCUUAAUAAACUGUGGCAGAGAGGGAACAGUGUUGAGUUAUGUGAGGUUUAUUAGUUGAAGUCAUAAGAUAGAGCAGUGAGGUGUGAGUGUCUGUAUUGAUUGUGGCAGGAAGGGGACACAGUAUUGAGUUAUGUGAGGUUUAUGUUAUGAAUUAAGCUCACAAGAUGGCAGAGUUGUGAGUUUUUUUUUCUAAUUGUAUCCACAAGAUAACAUUAUAUUAAGUUCCAUAAGAUUUACGAUUCAAAUUCUUCGUUAAAAACCUGAAAUUUUGGCAAUAGGACUAAGCAGAAUUGUGUGUGGGUUCCCUUUCUAAUUGUGGAUGUAAAAUGACACUGAAUUAACUUAUGCAAGACUUACGUUACGAAUUAAGCUCACAAGACUGCAGAGAUAAGCGUUAAAUUCUUUUUCUAAUUGUGGACGUAAAAAAUACCAUUAAGUUACGUGAGGUUCAUGUUGCGAAUUAAGCUUACAAGAUGGCAGAGUUGAGUGAGAGUUCUUCUUUUACUAGUUGCAGCCGUAAGAUGACAGAAUUUGGCGAGUCUUUGUGCUACUUGUGGCUGUAAAAUGACCUUGUAUUAAUUAUGUUGGGUGUGAGUCCUUGUGGCACUAAGGUAACCCAACAUUUUUUCAUCCUACAUAAUUUUGUAAGGAAGAAACAUUGCAAGUAUCAUUUUACGUCAGUUUACUUGGGAAAAAAAAAAAAAAAUACAUGUGAAUUCUCUGCCAGCCACAGUUGACAAGGAAAGUUUGUUUUCAUUCACGAUUCUUAUGAUUUUUUGGCGCAUUUAAAUUGUUUCUAUUCAUUUCCAGGUCAUAAUUUACAAGGAAAGUUUUCAUGUCAUCAUUUCAAGGUUAGUCUUAUAAUUUUCAUCACAGGUCACAAUUUAUACAAGGAAAGGUGUGUGUGUGUGUGUGUGUGUGUGUGUGUGUGUGUGUGUGUGUGUGUGUGUGUGUGUGUGUUAUCAUCUCCAGGUCACAAGCUUACAAUUUUAGGUCACACAAGAAAAGUGUGCUUUAAUUUGUUUUGUGUGUUGUCUCCAAGCCACAAUCUUAUAAUUUCACAUAUCAGGUCACAAUUUACAAAAGUGUGUUGUUAUCUACAAUCUUCAAAUUUUACUUAAUCUACAAGGAAAAUACGUAUGUUUAUUGUCAUCUCCAGGCCAGGUCACAAUUUACAAGGAACGUGUUUGAGUUAUCAUCUAGAAGUCACAAUAUUAUAAUUUUAGGUCAGUUUGCAAGAAGUACUACUAUUACCACCAUCUCCACGAGGCCACAAUCUCAUAACUACAUUCCAGGUCACAGUGUACAAGUGUGUUAUCUCCAGGUCACAGUCUCAUCAUUUUAGGUGACAAUUACCAUCUCCAUGAGGCCACAAUCUUAUAAUUCUACAUCCCAGGUCACAAUUUACAAGGAAAGAAGCGUGUGUAAUAAUCCCCAGGUCACAAUGUCACAGUCCCGCAUCACGGUGCAGGAGAGACACUGCCCUUACCGCCAGCCACGAGUCAGCGGGAGGCGGGCGUGGCGGUGCGUGGAGGCGUGGCAGGAGGCGGUGUUUGUAUCAAUAUCUGUGCUUGGUGUGACGAGGCUGUUGGUGGGAAGUCUUACCCAGGGAGGACUCAUUUUUUGUUUGUUUGUUAUGUACUAUUAACUACUACUACUAGUCAGACAUACUGGGCUUCUCGAGGCAGAAUAAAAUGUAUUAAAGUCA
This is a messenger RNA of Scylla paramamosain (green mud crab), 11733 nucleotides long. RefSeq names its product CD109 antigen-like. Gene Ontology annotation, molecular function: protein binding; endopeptidase inhibitor activity. Gene Ontology annotation, cellular component: extracellular region. NCBI's taxonomy places the organism in Eukaryota, Metazoa, Arthropoda, Malacostraca, Decapoda, Portunidae. The coding region runs from base 228 to 5183 and encodes 1651 amino acids. The record is from RefSeq and is a predicted model, not a curated record. The transcript has 29 exons.